AUGCCCCGAGGACGGAGGGGAUGUUGGACAUGUCGCAUUCGUCACAGAAAAUGUGACGAGUCAUCUCCUGAAUGCAAAGAAUGCAGUACUCGAGGUAUCACUUGCCAUGGAUAUGGCAUCGAUCCACCAGAAUGGAUGAACAAUGAUCAGUUACUACAAGAAGAGCUUCGACGGAUCAAAGGUGCAGUGAAAAAGAAUUUCCGACGCGUCAAAACAAUACAGAAUCGUCAACUUGCUCGAUUGACGGCUGAAGGAGCACAAGCCUCGCGGGCUAAACCAAGUUCUCAGUCGCGAGGUGACGAAGUCCCCAAUCAAACUCCAACCGGCUCUUCAACAACAAAUAUCAUAUUUAGGGAGGCGCAGUACUUGGUACAUUACCUCGACUACAUCUUUCCGAUUCAAUAUGCCUUUUAUGUCGAUGCACCAGAUCAAGGUGGCAGAGGUUGGCUCUUCUUCCUUCUCGAGCGAAACGCACCACUUCGCAACGCAGCACUCACUCUUUCUGCCUUCCAUCAACAUACCUUCUCACCAUACCAUACGGAAAACCAAGAGGAUGAGCUAUUAAAAUACCAUACCAAAGCACUUCAAGAACUGCGAUAUGUAGUCCGCCAUCGAGAUGUUGGCGCUUCCGCCGACAACAUCGAGGAAUGGCUCAAGUUUCUCGCUGGCGGCAUGUUCUUGAUCUCUUUCGAGGUCUUUCAAGGCGGCACAAAACACUGGCAAGCCCACUUUAACGCUCUCGUAUCUGUUAUUCAGAACCUUACCUCCUCCGAUUUUGACUUCGACGCGUCCAACCCUUCGAGUUCCGACUUUGAUUUUCAACGAGGGAUGAAUACUGCGCAAAAAUUCAUUCUGUCGAAUCUUGUCUGGAUAGACAUACUUGCACCACUGGCUACGGGAACUGCACCGAAACUGCCAUACCAUGACUGGCUCAACGCUGGUAGGAUUGACAUGUCAAGAGUCAUGGGCUGCUCAAACUGCAUCAUGAUCGCAAUUGGUGACAUGAUGGCUUUGAGCUCGGAAGCUAGCACACUGGGCAGUAAUAGUUUGAGAAUCGCCAUCAGGGGGUUAGAGAAGCGCAUCCUGGAUGGAGUAGACGCGGCGUUGGAUGAUGCAUCAACAUUGACUCCGACCAACCGCUCCGUAACCCACCUCUUUGCAGCCGCAGCUCUUGUCGAGCUUUAUGCUCUUGCCUCUGAAAAUGGCAUGACAUCAUCAGAUCCUCACAUUGCAGUAUUACGAGUCGUCAAUGUAUUAAACAGCUUAGCCCCACAUAUUUCUUUACGAGCAAUGCCAUGGCCUUUAUGCGUUGCGGGUUGCAUGGCACUUCCUCCCAACGAGCAGUACUUCGAUGAUUUAUUGAAGAAGCUUAUGGACCACGCUGAGGCGGGGUUUACUAACUGCGGCACAGUAUAUAGUGUUAUGAAGAAUGCUUGGGAGCAAAGAAGGCGAGACCCGAGUAGACUUUGGAGUGCAAGACAAUCGAUGGAGGACAUGGGUAUUUGUGCUCUCCUGAUCUAA
This is a messenger RNA of Fusarium venenatum, 1521 nucleotides long. Its product is annotated as fungal-specific transcription factor domain-containing protein. Gene Ontology annotation, molecular function: DNA-binding transcription factor activity, RNA polymerase II-specific; zinc ion binding. The record is from RefSeq and is a predicted model, not a curated record. NCBI's taxonomy places the organism in Eukaryota, Fungi, Ascomycota, Sordariomycetes, Hypocreales, Nectriaceae. Gene Ontology annotation, biological process: regulation of DNA-templated transcription.